Messenger RNA from Pocillopora meandrina, 17556 nucleotides. NCBI's taxonomy places the organism in Eukaryota, Metazoa, Cnidaria, Anthozoa, Scleractinia, Pocilloporidae. The record is from the annotation of a GenBank genome assembly.
AUGGUGGCAAACAAUGUGCUUCGAGCUCUUAUCAGAGGAUGUUUGGAAACAGACCCUCAGGCCAGACCAACUAUGGAAGAAAUAAUUGAUGAAAUAGAACCGGAAGCGCAGGGCACCUUUUGAUAGAGUUUUCUAAUCAACUUCAAACAUAAUGUUGUCUGUAUGGUUUGCAGUAUUGCUACUGUACCGGACGAUCAUAUAGAAGAUCCUGCAAAGAAAACUCCAUCUUUCCCGAUGUAACUUAAGUGUUCGGAUGUAUCUUCUGAAAACUUGUAGACUUUUUCUGUCUAGGCGUGUUCAGCUUUCCAUUAUUCCUUACCUAGGUAUUUACACGCUGAUCUCGUAAGGAUUUAGAUAAAAGCGUCCGUUUGAUGUGUAAAGAAAGAAGGCACAGUCCGAUACCACCAAGAAGGUGUCAUCAAGAGUCCAUUUUCGGGCACCUGCUUUAAUCGAUAAAAGCAGGCUUGGCACGGAUUGGCACGACUGAGCCCUCUCAGCGUAAAUCAUCAAUCUUAUUGUCAGACUUAUUUAUCGUCUGCAAAUGUAAUAGCAUAUCAUUAUGAUUUUUUUGCCUAACGUUUCAUUACAAAACUUCCGUCCGUCGAUAUAAAUUUUUAUUGCGAUAUUUGUAGUGUGUUGGUUUGGUUAGACUAAAUACAGCUAUCAUUUUUAAUUUUUGGUUUUGUCUAUCGUGUGGUCUGGUCGUUUUGGUUAGAGCGGUACUUAAAGGAUUGCUCUUGGUAACAAGGAAUGACCUUUAACAAGCUAAGCGGGAGACUGUCAAAAUAACAGUAACGUCCACUGAAAAAGAUCCUUUUUAGGUCUUCUCUAACCUGUUCCUUCUGCGUUCAGAUCAUUUACUGUAAAAUUACCUCAAGAUGUUAUGCGACUCAGUGUUUUCCUGAAAAGUGACGGUAACGAUACUUCUCACCAAAAAUUUUUUUCUUCUGCCUCGUGAUUGACCAAAUUUUUAGAAGAAAAAUUUUUUCCAAAACCGAGUGGUGGUUAUUCAUCAGAAUCCACAAUAAGUAAGACCCUGAUCUAAGCGUUCAAAGUAACAAAUCAGUGAAGACAUGAUCCUUGCAAGCGAGCAUCAGUAAAGAAAUUCAAGAAACGAACUUUGCAAAAUUCUGACUUCGAGAGGAUUUGAACCCGAGCACUUCCAGGCACUAUAACCAAUUGAGCUGCGGAGCCUCAGGCUGGAAUUAUUGCAAAUUCUUCUGGGAUUGUUGUUCCCGUAGAGGAUUAUGUAUUAAAUGAAAUAAGUAAUAUUUUUAUCCGAGGAUGAAGUACAAAAUGAAGAACUAAUUUUUGCAGGUGAGCUGCAGCUAAAGAAAUUGCAAAGUAGAAACUCUUCCCCUCGUCCUAUAUACAAAAUUUCUGUGGAAAGAAAGAAUUUCAGAGCUUUCUUAUUUGCUCAUAACUUUUAAUUUGGCCAUAUCUUAUUUCCUUCAGUUCUAUAAGCACUUAUGUUAUCAAUUUUGAUCCUCAUCUGUAACAUAUCGUCCAUAUUUUUGUCAAUAGUUGUUGUUGUAUGGCGAAAGCGAUAUGUUUAGUUGUUUGCCUUUAGAUCUUUGUAAGAUAUUCUAAAUUCUCUGCGAUCGCAUCAAAGAAAUUACUUUCCAUUUUCCUUUAAAAUUAAUUAAUUUAUCGUUGGCGCUUUCCUUCCGUAAUAAGACGGCAUAUGCUACGGGUGACGCACGGGAACUUUUGUUUCGUACUCUAGCUCGGCAACUGCUGCUUUGUUUCCUCAAUGUACAAGACGUCGCAGUCCCAGGAGCUAACUGUGUACCGAGGAGUAGUUAAACUUGUUCUUGUGAGGGAAACAAAAUUUAAUAGAAUAGCAACUCAAAACCAAAGACCUCAGUCUUCAGCAAAAGGUAUCAGGCUCGUACCAAAGUGAUCUCACAUGAUAACCACCUGCUAAGAAGCGAAGAAAUUCUAGUUUAAAACAUUAAAGUUCACAAGGCAACCAGGUGGACAAUCAGACAUGGUUUGAUGUUACUCUGGUUUGCAGAUUUAAUGAAUGUAACUGAAGAAGUUACAAUUCAUAGACCCAACGUUUCGACACUCCUGUCUAGUGCCUUCAUCAGGGGUGAUCUAAACGCUGCAACAAGAGGUCCUUUUAUAUGAUCACUAAUUAGCGGCCUUUUUUUCUGACGAGGUGUAAAUAGGCGUCAGGAAACAAACCGCCAUCGUCACGAUUUAAAGGAGCGUGGGCGGAGUUAAUAUGCCAAGCCUCCAAACAAAGGCGCUGGUGGUAACGCCGAUUAGUGGUGAUAAUUUUAGAAUUAUCCCACCCAAUUGUAUGGUUGGUUAGGCAUGUAUGCUCCGAUAAAGCUGAAUUUUCCUUUUUGCUAAGAAAAACCGCUUUUUGGUGCUCUUUUAACCGUGUACCAAACUGACGUUUGGUCUGUCCGAUGUAUUCGUUGUCACAGUCAUUGCAAGGAAUAGAAUAAAUAGCGUCGGUUCGUUGUUCUUUCGUGACAGGAUCCUUAGGUUGGCGAAAAUAUGCCCCAAAGUCUGAAAAGGUUUUUGAGCAACUUUAACGUUGUGGCUAUUCAAAAUUCUCUUGAUGGGUUCCGUAACACCCUGUAUGUAAGGAAUAACAGCAAAACCAGUCGCUUGUUCCCCUUCAUCAAGAGCGUUACUAUUUGUAACUGGUUUUUGGCAGUUACGGAGAAAAGUUUUUGUAUAGCCAUUUGCCUUUAGGACAUUGGAAACAUAUUUCCUCUCCUCAGCCUUCGAAUCGAGUAAAGAUGGUAGACAGUCAGCCCUCCUAAGUAAAAUUUUGGCUACAGACUUUUUAUGGCAGAUAGGGUGGUGAGAAUCGAAAGCGAGGUAUUUGUCGGUGUGGGUAGGUUUACGGUAGACACUUGUCUCUAAAUUACCCUGAACCCCUCUGGACACAUUUAAAUCAAGAAAGGGCAAAUCUCUAUCCUUUUCGCACUCAAGGGUGAAUUGGAUCGACAGCUCUACUGAAUUCAAAUGCGAAUUCGUAAACCUAAACCUUUCGCGUCCUUCAUAUUGCGAAACUACCAACAAAUUUUGCGCUCUUUCCAAUGCUCGCAGUGCUCGUAAUUUUGAUUUUCCAUGGUAGUAGGGGCGGCCGUUUUUGGACUAUCAAUGACUGUAGACUUAUUUGACCAUAACUAGGGGUAAUGUCGCGAUCUGAUUGGCCAAUUUGCCGUUGUCGAUGAGAGUAAAGAUAACGCCGCUCGGGUCAACUUGUCACGCACUAAGAGAAUCGUUUUAUUUGACGUCGAUAUUGUGGCCACUGAGAUGACGAUUACCGUUGAUGAUAAGAGAACAGACCACGUGAAACCACUGCUGAGUUGUUUAAAUAUUGAAAAAGAAGAUUUCUCUCGCCUGCUCCAAAUCACUUUCUUCCCAGAAUACUUUUACAGUGAGACAUAUUUCACGGUACUAAGACCUGUAGUGAAUGACAUUGUUGUGGAGGGAUCUACAGGCCUGUCAACUGAAAGGACAAUUUCGUCCCUUAGUGUUCAAAAGAACUUUGAAAAAUGAAAUGAAAACGAAAAAACAAACAAACCAAAAAGGAACAUAUGGGUACAUUUACGGCUCAUCCAAAAAACUUCAGAGCACUUAAUAGUUAAAAUUAACUCGAUAGAGUAUGAAAUAACUGUUGCUUAUUAUGCAAUUACAGCUGGCGUUAUUCCUCCACCGACGUUUUCUUCUCAUCAAGAAAAAAGAUGGAGCAUUUCUUACCUUUCUACAUAUAAGUCUACAUUAACUCUGAGAAUUUCUAUGAUUCAGCUCUCUGAUUUGUGGUAAAACUGGUGAUUAAUACCUAUAAAUCACAAGAGGAGCGUGUUCGUUCCUUGGAGGCCGAUGAUGAAGAAUGAAACAGGUCUGUGACUUUUGCUAUUUUCAAAGUUUCUAAAUUUAGCAAUUUUAGGAACAGACUUCUUGAAAUAGACUUUCCUUUUAAAAAUAGCAUUAUCUGCACCGCCAUCUCUCACAUUUUUUUUCAACAUUCUUUUGCCUAAGAUAGUGCUUAAUUUUUCUGUAUCGAUCGAGAGUAUUCAUUUUCAUUUGCUUUCUGUUUCUCUUUGAGCGACUGAUCAGUUCGUGAUCAGUUCUUGGCAAACUUUGAAAUAUUUUGCUGUUGUUCCAUAAUGCAACUAAAUUGAGUUUUUAUCUUUUCAUUUUGUGUAAAUACGUAAGCGUUUCAGCUCCACUCUAAAUAAUAUCAGGUAGGCUUGAUGGUGAGUCUUCCCAAGCAAUUUUAAGAGUGUUGGGGUCUGGUAAAUUAAGGAACUAACCCGGCUUCUAAAAUUUACUUCUCAUGAUUCGAUUGAGGGAUGGUGUGGGUAUAAGUCCUAACAUUCUCUUGAGUUUCUUUCGGUUUAAAACCUACGGAAACCGCGGCAUGACAAUUUUGAACACGAAUAGCUUUCGUUCGAUUACCUGCAGAAAUAUUUCGGGACCUUUUAAAAUUUAAAAAUUUUUCAAAUUUCCCCGUCCACUCAUCCGCUGACUUCGUUAGUACUGCCCGUAAACGAGCCCACAGUGCAGUGUGAUGAUCCCAGAGUGCAAUACGCUCGUGUUAAUCUGCGAAACGUCAUGCGUACUGAAGAACUUAAUCUGCACCCCAUAACAUAAAUAAACGUGGUAUGCAUCCUCUAAUUUGCCAAUUCAGUUUCCAAGCGGAUGCUUCAUCAGGUUAUAGAGCCCGGAAAAAAUUGCUCUAUUGUUUAAAUAUUUAAAUUUUUUGACUGGAUCGGCUGAAGUAUAAAAAACUGUUGUUCUUCUACGCAGCUUAGAAAACCAUCCAAGAGCUAACACAGGGUAGCACUUCACUCUAUUUGCUUUGGAAGACCUUUAUAAAGCAAAGGAAUUGGUAAGUCACCACUCCUAGCUGGUAGUAUUGUAAUUGAAGACUGAUCAUGAUAUUUUUCAUUGUUUAAAAAGCAUCAAUGGAUUAUCUGAUUCAGUUGUAACUUGACGUCAUAUUAUGACGGUCAGUCAUAAGCCAAAAAACCCGGAAGCACUUUUAUUAAUAGUCUAUCUUUGAAAAGAAUAAAUUACAACACAAUUUACGCUUUGUUAUUCAGCUUAAUUCUUUCUGUUAGCCUAAAAAAUAAUAAAGUUUUACACAGUCAAAAAUUUAAAUAAGUAACCUUGUGGUCAUCGCCAUGCCAAUGGAUUUGAAAGGCUUCUGGUAAUACUGAAUUCAGACAAUGGGUGAUCUGUCGCUGGGUUUCAAUGUUUCAAUGUUGUGUGUGGAGACGAGAGAAGCAUGAUAUUCAAGUUUUGUUUCACUUUGACUUGAUUGUUUGAUCUUUGCAAUUCUUGCAUAAACUAAAAUUCUGGAGGGGAAAGCCAAAAUGUUUUUCUCAAACAUUGAAGAAGUCACACUGAUUAUGUUUUUUGGCAUACCUUAUUACAUAGAGAACUUGUAGAAAAUAACUGUUCACUACAGAAGUGUUGUAAAGAGCAGGAAGAUAACUAACAUGAGUACCAAUAUGGCAUAGGCAUAAGCAAAGUUAUAGUUCUAAGCUAACAGAUGAGUGGUCAAUUUGUAAACCCCCUUAAAUUGGUUGUUCUCCAACACAUAGAGUCAUAAGUUCAUUCUUAGGGUGAUAUGACCCAGCAACUUUGAUAAUAGGACUGCAUUGCAAUUCUUUUGUCACCUUUUUGCUGAUUGAUUCCUAGGUAAAAGUUGAAAAUUACCAGGUAUGCUUUGUUUUCAGCACAAGUUUAAAGUGUUCUUCCUUUGAAUUGUCCAUUUAUGUCACUUUUUAAAACCUGGAUUUCCUCUUUUUUUAGCCAUUACUAAGAUUAAGGAAAUGGAAAUAGAUUGGUGUCAGAACCCAUUUACUGAACCAGACGUCAAAUUCACAUGCCAGGUUUGAUCCUUAUUAUUUUAAUUAUCCUUUUAAUUAUCACCAUUAAACUUAUUAUUAUUGUUAUUAUUAUUGUUCUUGAUAUUAUUAUAUCUCUCCUCUUGAAUCAAAUUACUGCUCUAUAACAUGGAUUGAAAGUAUUUGGUUUAUUAUCAGUUAUAUAAUUCUAGGGUGAGUAAACUGUGUUUGACUUGCAGUAAAGUAAAGUAAUUUGUGCAGGUAUAAUCACACAAUUCCAAUUGGAGUGUAGUAUAAAUAUACUCAUGGAAUUUUCUAAAAUUUACCAGUUCUCAUAAAUUUAUUCUAAAUAGCACAGGAAAACUCAUGUGAUUGAUUAUUAAUAAUAUACAUUUACAAUUGCUGAGUCACCUUAUAAAAGUAGAAAAGCUCUCUCUAAUUUCCAGCUAUUGCUGGUCAAGUCGUUCAGUCAAACCUAUUAUUGCUCAGACACCAAGUUUUGGCCAGAGAAAUAUCUAUUGUGUCCUACCUCAGUAAAUUCUUGCCCCCCUAAUAUAUAUUUCUGGCAUUUUCCCAAAAGUUUAUCAAUGAAUGCUUUUCAUCUAGCUAAUUUAUUCUUGUUUUUCUCAGUACCAUGUUUCCACUAAUGGUGUAGCUCCAUUUUCUACAUAUAAACACACACACUACCCAAAAUUCCUCUAUUCACUCUGACGAAGGGCUAGUUCUCCAAAUGUCAGCUUUGAAACUCUUAACAGAGGCUAAUUUAUGUUAUCAACUCAAGUGAUAAUACCAAAUUACCUUGUUAUACCCUCCCACUGACACAGCACCACAGUUUCUAAAGAAACGUACCCCCAUUAGACCUACUACACUGAACUACACAUGCUACACUUACGAAUUACGGUCAACUCGCCGACGCAAACUCGCCGACGUACAAAAUCGAGUAGAGACGUCGGCGAGUUGGUCCUCAAUCCAAUACAACUUAUUAGAAGUUAAACAUACAGAAAAGUAAACGAUAUUUAAUAAAAAAAACACUGGUGAACAUUGGUGAACAUCAAACAGAAGCUUAAACGUUGGUGAACAUUGGUGAACAUCAACAAUGGCUAUAACAGCUUAAGACGCGAACGAGUUAUUGUGCGACAACAACACCGUAAAGACUCAUCAUGUCAAUCGCGCAGAUUUUUUAAAGAAAACUUGGCUUUCUAGACAAGAUCUUUAGUAAAAAGCAGUUCUUUUUAUUUGCAACAUAGUUUAUAAAGAUAUCAAGACGAAUAAAGCGAAGUAAACAUCGCCAAUGAACAAAAUUGGCUGUAGACGCGAAUGAGUUGUGUGACAACAACACCGUAAAGACUCAUCGUGUCAAUCGCUCAGAUUUUUUAUAGAAAACUUGGCUUUCUAGACAAGAUAUUUAGUAAAAAGCAGUUCUUUUUAUUUGCAACAAAGUUUAUAAGGAUCUUAAGGCGAAUAAAGCAAAGUAGACAUCGCCAAUGACUAUAUCCGCUUUAGACGCGAACGAGAUACUACUAUUGUGUGACAACAACACCGUUUGUGGGUUGACUUUUUACUAAGCAACUUGACUUAAAUAAAUAAGACCGAUUGUUGUUGUCACUCAACUCAUUCGCGUCUACAGCCAAUUUUGUUCAUUGGCGAUGUUUACUUCGCUUUAUUCGCCUUGAUAUCUUUAUAAACUUUGUUGCAAAUAAAAAGAACUGCUUUUUACUCAAGAUCUUGUCUAGAAAGCCAAGUUUUCUUUAAAAAAUCUGCGCGAUUGACAUGAUGAGUCUUUACGGUGUUGUUGUCGCACAAUAACUCGUUCGCGUCUUAAGCUGUUAUAGUCAUUGGUGAUAUUCACCAAUGUUCACCAAUGUUUAAGCUUUUGUUUGAUGUUCACCAAUGUUCACCAGUGUUUUUUUACUAAAUAUCGUUUACUUUUAUGUAUGUUUAACUUCUAAUAAGUUGUAUUGGAUUGAGGACCAACUCGCCGACGUCUCUACUCGAUUUUAUACGUCGGCGAGUUGGCGUCGGCGAGUUGGUCCGUCGGCGAGUUGACUGGAUACCUACACUUACUGCACCAAACUACACCUACUGCACUAAGGUACACUUAAUUCACUAACUACUUGAUUUUAUGGUAGGAUAAAUGUUAGUUUUUUUUCUAGAUAAUGUAAAACCUUGUUUCAUAUUCAUGAUGAUAAUCAUGGAUCUAUCUGAUCAAGAUUCCUCCUAAAAAAUUCAUGUAAGAUUGGAGUAAAUUAGUUAUAUUCAUCUCAAAGUUUCUAGGAAAAAAAGUCCUUGUGAGUGAUGAUGAGUAUCCUGAGGCUUUUAAAGAAUUAAAGGUAAUACACCCUUGACAUGUUGGAUCCCAAAGCUGUAACAACACGUUUACAUAUUGUUAUAGAAGCUAAAUUGCAUAAAAUGGUUUUAUAAUUGGUUCUUUGAUGGGUCAGUGUUUCAACCCUUUUACUCCUAAUCCCCUUAAAAAUGGUAUCACACAUAUUGCCCAUCAAUUUUUUCUCAAUAAUUAAUGAUGAUGCAGCUUGCAAGAGACAUGCCUAAUUUUCCUUUUAUGGGCCUGCAACUUUUAAGAAAAGAAUGGUAACUCCAAUUUUUUAAUAUUUAAUUGCAAUCAGCAUAUCAAGGUUCACCUUGUUCAAAGUUUCCUUUAAGUUCCCUUCAUACAUUACUGAAGUGAGUAUCAUUGUAUAAUAUUCAAUGAGUGUAAUGUAAAUAAUUGUUUUAGUAUAAUUGCUUGUAUCUGCCUUUGAAAUCUGUUGUCAGUGUUUGUUUUGACAUUGAACCCAUUCUGUUUCAAUUGUUUUGAUUACAUAUAUUGAGAUAAGCCAGUUUCCACUAGGAUUUGAUAGGUUCAUUAAAUUCAGACAGCAAAAACUUCAUGUCUCUCUUUUGAAAAGUGUUACUCCAAGCUUACUAGCAUCUUUUGUGCUAUUUGGAAUCGAAUUUUCUUUAUCAUUUUUAUCACUUCCUCUGUUACACUGACAAGACCUAAGGCAGCCAUUUUGAAAUUUAGUGCUCCUGCUUUAAUCACCUCAAACAAGAUAUGAUGCAAUCCUCUACCAAUCAGAGGGUGUACAUCUCUAUAAUCACUGGAGCAAUUAUGGUAAUAUUAAUAACGUUAAGUGUGUGUGAGGGAAAAUCACUAAACUCAAAACUGCAUUGUAACUGAAGUUUUAAAACAAUCUGUGAAGUAUGUUCAGAGCCACCUUAAAUGCAUUACAUUGAUGCAGAAUUAAGGUGGCACUGAAACCACGGCACACCUAUAUUAAUUUUUGAGCUUUGCAAAAACAAUCAAAUUCGAUAUGUUAAUGUAAACAUUGGGGGCUCACAAAUACUUUGGUUUAUGUACCUGUAACACUUAUGUUUGGGAGCAGAACAUGUGGUUCAUUUUUAUCACAUGCAUGAAUAUAAAUUUGGCAAGGGCUGCAAACUUUUCAUGCAUAAAUCAAUCUGAGAUUACUAAAUGUAGCUGUAAAUUGAAAUUUAUCUUUGUAGGCACAGGCAGGAAGCUUUUGGUUCAAAUACUGGAAGAAAUAUUGUAAACUCCAUAUUAGCAAGACUAAUGUCUUGGUGGAGGAAGAGGGAAUUGGAGUAAGAGAACAGAGUGUAGAAUUUGUUUAUCAUAAUAUUGUAUAAAUUUUAUCCAGAGAAUUUAAACCAGUUCUCAAAUCCAAUGUCAAUUUUUUAAAGUCUAUCUAUUUUGUCAGAAUUUGUGCUGCAAACUUGCUGGUUUGAAUUAUCUCACACAAUGCUCAGAAAAUCAUAGUUAAGUUCUCAAAAGAGGUGUCCUCCGGGACAUCUUAGAAAUCAUCUUCUAGAUGUGUUUCAAGUUUUUCUUUGGCUACAUUUUUGUAGGUUGGAAAGCCUAUACGUCUUGACUGGAAAAUAUUAUCCACUAUUCAAGAUCCAGAGGACAAAACAGUAUUUGGCUAUGUGUGCAGUCAAGGUUACCCCUUUAAAGACGAGUAUGAGCUUUAUGCUUUUAAGUCCGAAGAAGUAAGUGAAACCAAAGAGGCCUUGUGAUACUCUAGCUGAAUUAAAGAGUUUUGAUUACUAAUCUUGUCUUCUUUAAAGAAAAACAAUAUGCAAGACCAGGCUUUGGAACUCAUGAGAGUUCUUUCAUCAGAACCAAUAAAGAUUGCUCAGUUAUAUAGGGCUAAAGAAAGCUCAGGUUGUCAAAGCAAAUGGAUUUGUUCCAAGGAUUGCAGAGGGGUAGCUUAUAUAGUCUUAGAAUGGAGCCAUGUUUGACAGACAGCCACUUGGAAAUAAUUUUGAUUUGAUCCCUAAGACAUCCCUUGGCGCAGUUCUGCCUCUACGAUAACUAGUAUCAAUCUGUUUGGUACUCAGGUUGUGGUAAAAUCGCAAAAUAUCGCCUUUUCAUAUUAGCGGUGAAGGUUUUAAACUUUAAGAAAGAAAGGCUGUGGACCGACCAGAAUAAGUACAGACACUGUAAUUUCAGAAGUAAAGAGACAAUUUUUUGUGAUGUCAUUACAUUUGAGCCCCAAAAAGUUAUCUUCCUUUGCCAAAGUUCUACCGAAGGAAAGUUAUUCUAUGUGAUACCCAGAUCAGACAGAUCUAUUUUCAGCGCAUAAACAUUUGAGAAUGAAAGUUUCGUACGUUCUUAGUUACACUUUUCUCUUUGAUGAUUGAGGAUGAUUACCUGGGUAAACUGUUGCAAACGUAUCGGCCAUUUUUGAAAUGACGUUACUAACCAAUUUUUUUUUGUGCAGUUUUACCCCUUGUCUUAGAGGUAAAAUGUUUUACUUCAGACAAACACCCUUCGUUUGUUAUACAGGUUACAACUUCAAGACUCGCAAGUACAUGUCUCGAUGAGUUGCGAGCUUUUUGUAUAUUGCAUAACGUUUUUGCUCUUCAGGCCGAGGUUAUAAUUAAAACCUUGAGGGAACAUAUAGGACCUACGACUAAUAUCAUGACAGAGGUGACCGGAUCAUUGGAUGGUAUGUACUACUGAGCUAAAGUGCCCCAUGUACGUUCUAAUCAGACACAAUCCUUUAAGUGACUUAAGGGCACGUGUACAACGGAGGCGUCUAACCACUUACAUGAAGGUGCUCUGUUUAAGAGCAGUCUGAGUAGACGCAGAUAAACAUCCAGUUGGAUGUUGCUGCAAUUGCCACCCAAUUUACUUACUUACUAAGAGCAAGUGAUGAUGGAUAACUUAAAGCUGCUGGGUUUGAUUCAUUUUUAGGUAGGAAGAAUGAUAAAUUAAGAGAUGAUAAUCUUAAUGGUCUUGAAGUUGGAUCAAUGGUAGAGAUCCUCUGGUCAAUUGUAUCCAUGAGAUUUUUCAUUGUCUGAAGAGCAUCGAUGGAUUAUCUGAUUCGGUUGUAACUCAACUUCUUUUAUCAAUGGCCACAGAAGCCAAAAACCUGGAAGUACUUUUAUUAAUAGUCAGCCUUUGAAAAGAGUAAAUUACAAAACAGUUUACGCUUUCUUGUUCAUCUUAAUUCCUUCUUUUAGCUUAAAGAAUACUCAAACUUAUCAGGUGGAUGUUUUUAUCUUGAUCAAAUGCCAAAUUCUCCAAGUAAAUUUACAGGGAAAUGUGUAGUUCCUAGAGGGGAAAAUUAACAAUCAGAUCUUGGGAGUAAAAAGAUUAAUGCAAUGAACAUUCAAAGAGGACUUCAAUUACUUAAUUACCUUUUUUUUUAUUUAAAGUAGAAAGAGUUCUGUUUUGUUUCCUUUUCGAGUUUACGCCCCCAUUUUCCAGAUACUGUAGUUCACAAUUUGAAUUACUAACUUGGCUAGCAUUCCUGACAAUCCAGUGUACAAUUACACGUGAAUUAUACCCUUACAGUAGUAGGCCCCAUAAGUAUCGAGGCAGUUGAAGUUAGGAGAUCUACGGAGUUAGAUCAGAGUUUUUUUAACAUAAGAUUUUUCAAGUAACGGAACGUUGCAGUUUCUCUAAGCCCUUAAAGACAGAAUCAGACGUGAGUUCCAGCCUAUUGUAUUUAGUUUUGUUUUCCUUUCGAUUCCGCUUCUUUUGAAAUUAGCCUCAGCCCAUUUUUUAAUCUUGUACAUUGCAAUUUCCCCUUUUAUUUUACACCGUAUGUGUAUGAUAUUCAGACGAUAGCAUUAAACGUUGUUAAAUCAACUUGUGUUGUCGAUUCCUACACUGUUGUUGACACUCCCCGAACUCCAGUGCACAACACCCCGUGUCCACUGCAUUAGGUACGUGACAGUUAAACAGAGGAAUAUGCAAAUCAACUCCACGUAGCAUGCUUUUUGUUUUAUCCUCUUAGAGUGAAAAUAAGGGAUAGAUAAUGUCUAUAGGUAGAAGAAACUUUUAAGCUAAAAAAAGAAGUAUCCAUUUCAGAUAAUCAUAAUUUCCUAUAAUAAUUUCUUUGGACAGAAGAAUCUAAGGAACGUGUACGACCUACCACGCAUUUAACUUCUCGCCUUUCGCCAAAAUCUAAAGAUGAAGUGAAGCAGUUAGGGCAAGGAGCACAUAGGACUAAUGGAUCUGUGGUAACAGCCAAAUUUGUCCCGGAUAGAAGGUCAAGUGAAACUGCAGAAGCUGUGGAAGUGGAUAUGGUAAAGGAAAUGUCUUCCAAAGACCCUUCAGAAAAGCCGUAUGCGCACUCCCAUGCAUCCACAUUACCCCGAAAUGAUUUGGCAAUUAAUAAUGGAACCGGUUGGUACUCAGUAUAUUUUUGUUAAUUUUUGGAAUUAAUCAAAUGUAUAUUCAAUACUGAUUUGUAACCAUAGUCAAAGGGCUAGUUUUCAGUCUCGAAAUUCUUUAACAUUGUGAUUUUCAUCUUUUUUAAGCAGUUGUGGUCACCCUUUACUUGAGUCCCAACGGCCUGUUUGUAUUGCUUCCUACCUGUGUUGAAUGGUCACUUAAAGUGGGACCACUCAAAUAAAACUAAGAAUAAUCUUUCAAGAAAAAUUUAAACCAUGUUUACCUUCGUUAAAACAAUUAGUAGUAUUUUUGAGCAAGUUCUCGUAGAAUCAGUGGUCAAUUGUUGAAUGAAAUGGAGAAUUGUACAAAACCCUUUUUCUGUGGAACCUGUAUCUAGUGGUCAACCCGUAUUAAGUGGUCACCCUGCUAUUCCCUGUUGGUGACCGCUUAAUACAGGUUCAAUUGUAUAAUGCUGUUGUAAAAUUUUCAAUGGAAAUGUAUGUACUGUAGUGUUGCCGGUGACUGACUCCCUCUAAUAAGGAAGCAUCAAGAGAUGCCUCAAGUCGUCUUCAGAAUCAACCUAUUUACUACGAGUCUUUUUAGUUUAGCAAUUUUGAAUUGUGUAUUGCAGCCAUCAGGCUGCUUAUUUAUCACGAAAUGCAAAGACACAGAAGAUGAUUCAGUUUACAGAGCAUUUAGGCUCAUAUUUUUCUCCCCUAUUCAGCAUAUUUUAUUUUCCCUUUGAUAUUCUCAAGUCAAAGGAUACAAGAGGACCUGGCAAAAUACUUUUUAUUUUUGUCAAGUAUUGAUAUGUUUCUCAGCUACUGCUAAAAUAAAUUUGAAGAAUAGAGAAAAUACACAACACAGAGCUGUAAGGAACUAAUCCAAGAGGGGACCCACUCUUACAAGGCUGAACAACACAAAUGAGAUGUGCACAGAAAAUAAAAACACAAUUUGGACUCUGCCUAUAGGCUUGACUAGACCUAUACAUUUUUACUCGAAGUGAAAAUUUUACUUAAGCUUGUAAAGCGUUAGAGGGUGUAGGAGGAUGUAGGUGUGGCUUUUUUAUGUGAAAGUUUAUCACAACUGUAACGGUAAAGGUAAAGUCUGUACUCAAGCCAAGUAGCCCACUUAGCGGGAGCUUAUUCCAGUUUCCAGUUGAAUAAAAGUAUAUAUUUUCACUUCCGGCUUGGCACAGGUUCCUCAUUUUGCUCUUAAACUAACAAAAAAAUUGAAGACGGAUUUCUCCUCUUGUAAACAGACAGGCGACUUAAGGAGGAAAAUGAACGAGGAGGAAACGUUCACAGGCUGGUGAGAGAACUGGAGGAACAGGUGACACAUUUGCAAGCAGAACUACGAGAGAAAGAGUUGAGAGAGACCAGCUUACAUGAAAAGCUAAAGAAAAAAGAACAACUUGAAGAAACUUCAAGGAAACAAUCGGCUGAGAUAGAGCAGCAGCUGACAAACCUGCGUGGACAAGCACAGGAGAGUAAGGAACAAAUGCGAGAUGUAACCCAGCAAAUGACGAUUGUCCAAGGGCAGCUACAAGAAAAAAAUGAAGAAACUGCUAAUUUACAGAAUCAAGUUACUGCCCUAAGGCAACAACUGGAGGAAAAAGGCCAGGAAAUGAAUGAAUUGGAAACAACUCUGUCCACAGCUCAGGAUGAGUUACGUGAACAUCAACGACAACUGAGAGAUGUAACUCAGCAAAUGACGAUUAUCCGAGGGCAGCUACAAGAAAAAAAUGAAGAAACUGCUAAUUUACAGAAUCAAGCUACUGCCCUAAGGCAACAACUGGAGGAAAAAGACCAGGAAAUGAAUGAAUUGGAAACAACUCUGUCUACAGCUCAGGAUGAGUUACGUGAACAUCAACGACAACUGAGAGAUGUAACUCAGCAAAUGACGAUUGUCCGAGGGCAGCUACAAGAAAAAAAUGAAGAAACUGCUAAUUUACAGAAUCAAGCUACUGCCCUAAGGCAACAACUGGAGGAAAAAGACCAGGAAAUGAAUGAAUUGGAAACAACUCUGUCUACAGCUCAGGAUGAGUUACGUGAAUAUCAACGACAACAGUCUCCUGAUUGGGUUAUUUCACGGGAUCACAUUCAGCUAAUAGGUAGAUUUCUUGGCAGAGGAGGCUGGGGAAGUGUUAUCGAAGGCAAAUAUUGUGGUUGUUCUGUUGCAGUGAAACAGAUCCAUGAGUUGAUUCUCUCUCCUCACAACCGCAAAUUAUUUGAGCUAGAAAUGGAUAUUGCAUCAAGAUGCCGCCACCCUUGCUUGCUGCAGUUCAUCGGAGCUACAAAUGACGAAGGGAAUCCAUUGUUUGUAACAGAGCUGAUGGAAACAAGUUUACGCGCUCUGUUGGAACAGAGAGCUCUUUCUGAGGCUGAAAUGUCUUUUAUUUCCCUGGAUGUAGCUCGGGCGCUAAACUACCUUCACCAAAAGCAACCAUCUCCCAUUAUUCACCGCGACAUCAGCAGUGCAAAUGUGCUACUUUGGCGACAGGGCGAACAUUGGCGAGGCAAAGUGUCAGAUUAUGGAACUGCCAACUUUAUGCAGCAGACCAUGACAGUUGCUCCUGGUGCCAUGAUAUACAGUGCUCCUGAAGCACUUACCAAAAAUCAAACCGUCAAGGUUAGCUGUAAUUUGUUUAUUGUAUAUAAGUGUGCAUUUCACGUGCAUGUAAUUGUAUGAAUCACCUUAAACUCAAGGUAACGGACAUUAAUAUUUAUUUUGUUAAUAUCGCUAGAAGGUCAGGGUUUUUUAAUUUUGUUGACAUAAAAUAGACAGUAUGCGUAAAUGACAGGCCGGAUUGGUAUUAUACUGUACUCAUGUAUAUUAGCCUAACUAGUCUGAUCUUUGAGGUAAGGUUUUUAUUGUUCCUAAGACAUACUGAUAAUGCUAGUUGGGCUAAUCUACUUGAAUACAAAGGAAUACUAAUCGAGUCUGCUAUGGGGUCUAUAUAAUCAAGUGUUAUCGCUUAUCUCGAGAUAGAAAUGGAUCGAGACAUUUUGACUCGUUCGACGUAAGAAACUUUAGUGCAGUGCUGUAUUACCUCUCAUUUUCGUCCUUUAUCUUGUUCAGGUUGAUGUGUACAGUUUUGGUGUCCUCCUCUGUGAGAUGUGCAUCCGGGAAUUGCCUGAUCCAAUAAGGCGUGAUCGGCAAGUCGCCAUGGUUAAAAACAAAUUGAAUCGAGCCCUUAUCCGGGGAUGUUUGCAAUCAGAGCCCGAGGCGAGACCAAGCAUACAGGAGAUCAUUGAUGAACUUGAGGAACCUGUUUAAAACAGGUUUGGUCGGUUUUGCUUUUAACAGAAUUAACGUAAUUCUGCUAUUACCAAUGUAAUUGUAAUAGUGCGUAUGCUACUGAAGGACAUCUUUUGUGCAUUCCGCCCCCCCCCCCUGAAAAUCAUAAGACAUGAUUAGAUUGAUAAGUUUCAAAUAUUAAUUUUAUCAUUCAGAAUGGGAGAAAGGCAUGAGAUUCCAAAGGAAUGGAAAAUGAUAGGAGUAUCGUCAACUAAAAGCAUUUACUACGUGGGAGGCUGUCCUUUAAGUGUUAUGUUGAAAUAGUUUAUGAACAGAUAAGUUUUAUGAUUUUUUUGUAGCUCAGUUCUGCAAAACGCCCUCCCACUUUGAUUUUAAUCUUAAACAAAGACCCUUGUCGUCUUUUUGGUAAGGUUUGAAAUUAGGGGGAUGUCAUUUUAUAUUCCCCAGUUCUAGCUGAACCAUUUUUGACACGUCUUUGAAUCUGAUUGGAGUGCGAUUGGUUUGAUUUCUAUAAUGCAUGUUACGUAUACCUUGCACUUUUAAGGUCAUUCGUAAUAUUGCAUGGGACAUCCUUACUGCGCAUGAUUUCACAAUUGCGCGCAGAUUAAAAAAUGGUGACUUUUUCUUUGUGCUCGGUGCUCACAAGAGAGGUAAAUUGUAACUUUCUUCAAACGAGGAGGUUGAUCUAUCAUUUUUUCUCUCUCUUGGUGUUGGGUACGCAUUAUCUUUCCGUAAAAUAACGAAUUAUCUGUGCAGGAAAAGGAAUUCAAUUUUAGAAACGCGAAUGUAGUAAGAUCUGGUAACUAUUACUUUCAAUAUAUUUUAGUAAUCAUAUGAUAUGUACACUACUGAGGUUAUGCAGCGCCUAAACGAAAACUGGGAACUGUAUUUUUUUAUUUCAAAAUUUACAUUUCUACAAGGCAAAUAACCAAUGGGUAAAGUUUGACAAAAAUCUCGGAGCAGGUUCUUUUUCAGAAGACUGACCUUAGGAUCACACUCCAGGUCCUUCUAAAAUAGAAAAUUCAUAUAGAAAUAAGGCUUUAAUGCGUUUCAUUUAGAUAACACAUUGGUCACAUGGUGCUUUUUUGAACAAAACGUGCUUUUCAGAAGUCCACAGAAAAAAAUUAAAUAGAAAUGAUAACGAGGGAGUUUAUGGGAAAAUGUUCUCCUGAUCGCAAACCGUGCAAAGUAUCGAUAAAUUUCUCAUCUGAGAAUCACGUUUACUCCUCUUUCUUCAUUAAUGUAUUAUUUGAUAGGUAUGUAAAUCUUAUAUUCUUAUUAAAUUUUGUAUUUUCGUGGUAUUUUAUUAUAUCUAGCACGAAGGCAUUAGCUAAAUAAAUAAAUAAAUAAAUAAAGUUUAUGUAUGUAUCGUGUGACUGGUUCUUGCGUCAGUAUGUAUUCAUCGAGUUGUAAAGCCAGUAGGUAGUUUGGGGAGCACAAAAGAUGAAUAAAGUUGCUUGAGGCAAAGCCCAGAACGACUUUGUCUUCUUGAGUGCGUCCCAUACUUUCUACGGGCUUUAUAUCUCGAUGAACGCUCAACCCCGCAUAAACCAAGCGUUUUAUAAAUUUAUGAAACGCUCUAGUUGUGAAGGUGUGCAAAACACGCUGAUUUUAUUUUCAUUUAUAUUAGUUGUUUAGGAUAAGACUUAAAUGUAGACACACAGGAUAAAAUGGCAGGAAAAGUUGUACAGUUGUAUAUGUUGUUUAGAUUGCUGUAUCAACUUUGUAAAGCCAUUAUUCCCCAUGAACAAAGGCACCUGUUACUUUAUUUUAUUUAACUUAUGAGAUUGGUUAAUGUCAUUGAGUUUUCUCUACAAGUUUAGG